CUCUCGGUUUAAUUCAAAGGCGGGAAGUUUUCACGAUAGCGAAAGUUAUUAUUAUGUGAUUUUAUAUUGCAAAACGCAUUGAUAAUUUACUGCGUGUCUUGUCAGUGUUUUAGAUUGUACAUUAAAAUAGCAGGCUCACCUCAUCAAGCGCACAUUUAUUUGGCCUUCCGGAUUAUACCACUUCAUGUAAUCCUAGAACUUGAAGCAAGAUGGGAGUCUAUGAGUUGUGGUCAAUCCUUGAGCCAGUGAAACAGCAUUUCCCACUGCACAGCCUCGGGGGAAAGACCCUUGCAGUUGAUUUGAGUAUUUGGGUCUGUGAAGCACAGUCUGUUAAGAGAAUGGUUGGAGUGGUUACCAAACCUCACCUGAGGAACCUCUUUUUUCGAGUGUUAACUUUAAAUUUAUUGGGAGUGAAGCUGGUCUUUGUUACUGAAGGUGAACCACCAAAGAUUAAAAUGGACACAAUAAUUAAGAGAGCUGAGAUGAGAUAUGGCACUUCCAUCAAUACCGGUUCCUCUCGGGCUGGACGGUCCUACUUCCAAUCCGUUUUAAAAGAGUGUCUUCGGCUACUAGAGUGCUUGGGAGUCCCAUGGGUUCAAGCAGCUGGAGAAGCCGAGGCAAUGUGUGCUUAUCUGAAUGCUAACGGCUAUGUGGACGGAUGCAUCACUAACGAUGGGGAUGUGUUUCUCUAUGGAGCUUGCACAGUUUAUAGAAAUUUUACUAUGAAUGUGAAGGAUCCUCACGUAGAUUGCUAUGAAGUGUCCUCCAUUAACCAGAGACUGGGUUUAGACAGAGAUGCACUGGUAGGACUGGCAAUUUUACUGGGCUGUGAUUACCUUCCAAAAGGAAUGCCAGGAGUAGGAAAAGAUCUGGCGUUAAAGCUCAUAGAAUCUCUUAAAGGAGAGAGUUUGUUGCAAAGGUUUUACCAGUGGAAAAAACAGUUUGAUGAUCAGACAGUAACCAGUAAAUCUACGAAGAAGACGGCUCACUGCACUGUAUGUUGUCACCCAGACACUCAAGCUAUGGAUUGGAAUUUUGCUUCUGAGCGCAUGGAAUGGCCAAAACAUUACGCCUGUGACAAGCUGCUAGCACUGCUUACACACUAUGACAUGAAUGAGAGAAAGGCUGGCAGGGAAUCGUCCACACAGCUGCAGCCGAUACGUAUCUUAAAGACUCGCAUCAGGAAUGGAAUUCCUUGUUUUGAAAUUGAAUGGUUAAAACCAGAUAGUUAUGUAUUUGGUGAGGAUCAGCCUCCUGAGUCUUCUCCAGUGACGAUAGAAGAAGAAUCUCUAUUCCAAGCUGCAUAUCCAGACGUUGUCACCUCAUUUCACAAGGAGAAACUAGAAGUUGAAGAAAAUAAACAAAAAACAGUGAUGGAAAAUAACAGCACAAUGUUACACACAACAGAAAUACCUGAAAACCCUAUAUCUCUUAGAAAAGAAAAUGAUAAAACAGACAGAACCGAUAUCUUUGAACUCAGAUCAACUAUAUAUGACAAUAUACACAACAUCUUUGACAAAACAAAUCAUACAAUACCAACUAUAGUCAAUAACAGCGAUAAAGAAAAAAUUAGAGAAUUUAUGAAUUUAUUAGAAAAAAAGCUUAUUCUGGAAAUUAGACACAAAACUGAGUGCAUCUUUCUUAAUGAGUAUUUAAGCGCUAAAAGAAUACCUAGGGGACUACGUAUAAAAAAGGAAUGCACAUUCAAAACAGAAUCUGAAGAAUUUAAAAAGAAAUGGGCUGAGAUCCUAGAUGAGGCAUCUGCUAAACUAAUGCAAUUAAUUAAAGAACAUAGAGAAGAGAUUCUAAUAAAGUUAGGAAAUGAAAUCAAUGAAAUAGAGAGUAAACUCCAAAUAUUUAAAGAUCUAGACGAAUACAAAAGAAAGGAAGAACAACUUAAGAAAUUAAUGAGGGAAACCAAGGAUGAACUGAUUAAAAUCAAACUAAAUAAAUUUGAAAGAGACAGAGAGGACUAUGACACACAUCUAAAAAACCCUGAUUCAAAUAAAUACACAAGCCACAGUUGGAGAAGAGACACUAUGAAAACCACAGUAGAACACAAAACUGACCUCCCAUCAGGGAUAAAUAAACCGCCCCUUACAGAAAAACAACAAUACAGAUAUAAGGACACUCAACAUAUCUUAUUCAGGGGUCCUGGUAUCCAGACACCUACAAUAUCCCCGCCAGCUCAGACUAAUACUGGAUGCUCUGCGAACUCGCAGAUUUUAGUUUGCCCUGAUAUGCCAGUACUACAGCCCCAGACGGUUGUUCCUAUCUCAACAUAUGCUGUACCCUGCACAAUCAUUCAGGGGUUGGUGUUUUUCCUCAUGACUUAG
Molecule: messenger RNA, 2336 nt
Organism: Bombina bombina (fire-bellied toad)
Lineage: Eukaryota; Metazoa; Chordata; Amphibia; Anura; Bombinatoridae
Gene: GEN1
Product: GEN1 Holliday junction 5' flap endonuclease
Exons: 13
Coding region: 210-2336 (708 amino acids)
Molecular function (GO): four-way junction DNA binding; 5'-flap endonuclease activity
Source: RefSeq, a predicted model, not a curated record